Molecule: messenger RNA, 648 nt
Organism: Seminavis robusta
Lineage: Eukaryota; Bacillariophyta; Bacillariophyceae; Naviculales; Naviculaceae
Source: the annotation of a GenBank genome assembly
AUGCUUCGAACCGUUAGCGAACCGAACACCCUUCUUUUUCAGCUGGCUCCAAAUCGUGCUUUGCAGAAGCCUGCACAUGCCAGUGUACUCGCAGGUCUGCUGGCUUGUCACCCAGUCUACUUCCUCGCAAAGCAAAAGAAAUCCCAGCUCUCUUCAUUGCAAGGUUCCUGUACUCUCUUCUACUACUCUUCUUCUCGACAAGCUGCUAUCAUGUUUUUCUCGAAGACUUUCAUCUGUGUUUUCCUUCUCUUGAGCGGCUUUGCGUUUGCACAAGCUGGUCGUGGAGUACGCGGCGGUGUGUCCAGUCGCAGUGCUGUCGAGCGAUCUUUGAUGCGAAAGGGCGCCAAAGGAAUUAAGGACGACGGCUUGAAAACGAACGAAACCGCCAAGUCGUCAAGCGGAAUGAUGAUGAAGAUGCAGUGCAACGGCACCAUGGAUUUGAUGGUGGAGCUGGACGAAGACAUGACGACUAUGCCCCCCGGCAACUACACCACAGGAACGUCACGAUCGGGCAAGAGCUCGAAGAUGAACUCUACUUCUCGCUCCGGCAAGAUCGGCAAGAUGAAGGGCGACAAUUCGACUUCUCGCAGUCGCUCCCGUUCCCGUUCUAUGGGCAAGUUGAAGGGUCCCAAGAUGCCCUGCAAUUAG